Agrilus planipennis (emerald ash borer) is the source of this 1201-nucleotide messenger RNA. RefSeq names its product cGMP-dependent protein kinase 1-like. The record is from RefSeq and is a predicted model, not a curated record. NCBI's taxonomy places the organism in Eukaryota, Metazoa, Arthropoda, Insecta, Coleoptera, Buprestidae. The coding region runs from base 567 to 1181 and encodes 204 amino acids. The transcript is spliced from 4 exons.
CGUAUUAAUUUUUCGUGAUCGGCGCUAGAGGAAGCAUCGAUCGUUGCGAUUGAUCGAAUGCGAGAGUUUUUACCUUUAGUAACACUUUGAGGUACUUGUAUAGAUUGUCUUUGUCGCCGACUCCCCGCAAAUAUGACUAACAAAAAUGAGCGAACGCGUCACUACUCACAUUAUUAGUCCGAUUCUAUUCCAAGAAUGAGUGAAAUGUGACGAUGUCGUUCGGGAUCCAAGCAGUCUGUGGACGAUUGUCGCGAAUAUAGCAGGUCGGGUUCAGGUCGCGAUAUUGUUUUAGAACAAUACCUACAUUAGUUUAGAUCGUAGAGUGUUGGUGCGUGGAGUUGAUUUAAUAACAAUAAAAAAUAAAGAGGAACGCUGUGAAUUUGUUUUAAAUUCAUUACUGCUCGUAAAAGUGCUUUAGUAUUGUUUAUGAAGUGAAAGGAAUAACAAUUGUUUUUAUAUUAGCUACUUGCGAAGAGGAUUCUACACCUGAGAGUACCUUUUUGUUUGGAAAAUAAAAGGAAUACAACACCGUUUUGGGAAAUGAUAGUUACAAGAAAGGCUCCAAAAUGAAUUAUCACUCAGCGGUUGCCAAAUUCUUCCGCAAAGAGAAGAAUAUUAAGAAAAAGCCGUCGAUGAUGUCAAUUUCUGAAAACGAAUUUCAGAUUUUAAAACGGACAAUUCAAGAGAAGAAUGAAGAACUGAAACUCAAAGAAGAUACUAUAUUUAAGUUGAAACAGGAAUUGGAAGAUAAAGAAGCCACUAUUAAGUAUCUCCAAAAUGAAAUUGAUAAGUUUAGACAAGUGGUAAAGCCUAUCACGAAACAGAUAAUCACCAAGAAAUUGACGUUACAAGACGACGAGGAAGAUACAGAUUCUGAUAACGAAAAACCAGCGUUGCCAGCUACUGUUGGUCAAGAAAGACAAAAAAGACAAGCCAUCAGCGCAGAACCACUAAACGGUCACGAAAAUUUAUCUAAAAUAUUAAAAAUUCCUAAAUCAGUCAAAUCAAGAGAGUUGAUAAAGGCAGCAAUUCUGGAUAAUGAUUUCAUGAAAAAUUUGGAGUUGACCCAAAUACGUGAAAUCGUGGAUUGCAUGUACCCGGAAGCAUACAAGGCAGGGAGCAUCAUAAUCAGAGAGGGCGAUGUCGGAAGUAUCGUCUACGUUUUAGAAGGUAAGAAUUGAAAAACGUUUUGUUAAUGUUU